Messenger RNA from Carassius auratus (goldfish), 3054 nucleotides. Its product is annotated as abl interactor 1. Gene Ontology annotation, biological process: neuron migration. Gene Ontology annotation, cellular component: actin-based cell projection; SCAR complex; lamellipodium. The record is from RefSeq and is a predicted model, not a curated record. Gene Ontology annotation, molecular function: signaling adaptor activity; SH3 domain binding. NCBI's taxonomy places the organism in Eukaryota, Metazoa, Chordata, Actinopteri, Cypriniformes, Cyprinidae. The transcript has 10 exons. Bases 170 to 1411 code for a protein of 413 amino acids.
UGGGAUCUUUUUUAUUUUAAUUUCUGCUUAGGCACAAGACAAGAGGAAAGCACUCGAGGAGACCAAAGCCUACACGACCCAGUCCCUGGCGAGCGUGGCCUAUCAGAUCAACGCCUUAGCCAACAAUGUGCUGCAGCUGUUGGAUAUUCAGGCUUCACAGCUGCGCAGGAUGGAGUCCUCCAUCAACCACAUCUCUCAGACUGUGGACAUUCAUAAAGAAAAAGUGGCCAGACGAGAGAUCGGGAUCCUGACCACCAACAAAAACACAUCUCGAACCCACAAAAUCAUCGCCCCCGGCAACAUGGAGCGCCCCGUGCGCUACAUCAGGAAGCCCAUAGAUUACACCCUGCUGGAUGAUGUGGGUCACGGUGUUAAAUGGCUUAAAGCAAAGCAAGGGAAUAACCAGCCAGCUCGGGCAGGUGGAGGUGGAGGUGGAGGAACAUUAUCCAGGACUAACCCACCCACACAGAAGCCCCCGAGCCCACCCAUGGCAGGGAGAGGUACCCUGGGACGAAACACACCAUAUAAGACGCUGGAGCCAGUCAAACCUCCUGUGGUGCCUAAUGACUACAUGACCAGUCCAGCACGUCUGGGCAGCCAGAACAGCCCUGGACGCACGGCCUCGCUCAGUCAGAGACCCCGAACACACAGUGGCAGCAGUGGGGGCAGCGGCGGUCGAGAGAACAGCAGUAAUAGUAUGGGAAUACCUCUUGCUGUGCCGACUCCCUCCCCUCCCAGUAUGGCUCCAGUGGUUCCUCCAGGUCCAGGUUUGGGACCGAUCCCGAUGUCUCAGUUUGGAACAAUCUCCCGGCAGAUCUCCAGACACAAUUCCUCCACCACUUCUUCCUCCACCUCGAUGUUGUCAGCCACCGGCACCUACCGGCGCGCCCCUGCCAGCUCCUCCCAGUUCUCUGUGCCUCAACCCCACCUGAACGGGGGUCCCACAUACCCCCAGAACACAAUGUCUGUCGCUCCUCCACCUCCUCCUAUGGUGCAGCUCACGCCCCAGAUUCCUCUCACUGGCUUUGUGGCCAGAGUUCAGGAGAACAUAACAGACAGCCCCUCUCCACCCCCUCCUCCGCUACCUGAGGACACGCCCUUGUUUGAGGAAGCAGCUCCGCCCCCUCCACCUCCACCUGUGGAUUAUGAAGAAGACGACGCAGCUCUGGUGCACUACAAUGACCCCUAUGCUGAUGGAGAUCCUCACUGGGCCCCAAAAUCCUACAUAGAGAAGGUGGUGGCCAUCUAUGACUACACAAAGGACAAAGAUGAUGAGCUGUCUUUCAUGGAGGGCGCCAUCAUCUACAUCAUCAAGAAAAACGAUGACGGCUGGUUCGAGGGCGUGUCUAAUGGGGUGACCGGACUGUUUCCUGGCAACUACGUUGAAUCCAUCAUGCACUAUGCUGACUAAUGCUAAAUCCCAGAGACAUCAUACAAUGCAGCCAAUCAGUUACAAACUAAGUGCAUUAGGAUAUGACUGAAUGUUUGUUUUUGUCCAAUCGCUAAUGUAUCCAAGCAUCUGCAGUGCUCAAGGUUUGAGGAGACGGGGCUCGUACUGCCUCUACAAAGAAUAUAAGUCGCACUACUUUCUGGUUAGGUUGCCUCAUACAUUUUGUACAUAUAUUACAGUACGACGUUGCCUGUAGGCUGUUGCUAGUGUUUGUUUUUGUGUACGUGUUUUGUCAUUGUAUAGACACCCGUAUUUGCUCCCUCCCCUAAAAUAUUGUUUUUUUUUUAACUAAACGGUCAAGCUCUUCCAUUAUGUGAGGAAGAAAUAUCUGAAUGUCAUUUCUGGAAUAUUAUUAUGCCUGGAAAAUAAUUAGGCAACAAUAUAAAAAUGACAUUUAUGUCUUUACCUACAUUUCGCCUUCGGGAUUUGCUAAUAAUCUUACCUCAUGGCUGUACGGUGAGGGAAAAGACUGAUGCAGUGAUGAUUUUCCUGCAUAUCGGACUAACUUCACGAACCCGUCAAAAACAAGUCCACACUUUAUAUAUUUCACCCUAAAACAGAAAAAGAAAUUCACAGACAAUGAUGCCUGUUUUUUGCAUUACGGCAUUAUUUUCAUGAUAAUUGAGCACAUUUUCCCCAAAAUACUACUAAUCAUAAUUCAAAAGAAAUCUCAUCCUCAUUGCUGUAGUGUGACGAUAUAAUAUAUUAUUUAAAUGGUUUGUAUGCAUUAUGGUAGUCUUUCUUGUAUUGCAAUUAAUUUAUGCUGAUUUAAGUGUGAAAAAAUGUAUUACAUUGAUGAAAAUCAAUAAUGGGAAUUCUAUAUAAAAAAAAUAAUAAUAGUAAUAAAACGCCUACAUUACAUGCAAAAAUUCUUGAUGGUCCUACAGGCUUCGUUUCCUUUAUGCAAAACAGUUACGUUUUCUUCUUUUGUGACCUAGACAUGUUUUUCUGAGAGUCACCCAUGUGCUGCGAGUUUAAACUGUGCCAAGCUGAUCUUUGAUGGUGUUUUUGUUGAAACUGCUGAAGUGUUGUGAACUUUCUGAUGUUGCACUGAGCGGGCGACACUGGCUCACUAGCUGAACCAGUCUCUAGCAUUGCCCACAGAUUCCAAUUGGUUUCAUAAUGUAGCAGAAAUCAGUUUCAGUCAUUGUAGAUUUCAUGUUGGGGGACCAUGCAAAGCUGAAUUUGUCAAGGUUUUGACCAGUUCACAAGUUUUGCUGAAUUUAGAUGAUAAUCCAUAGUUUAGUGUAUAGUACUGAUGAAUGUGAGCUCAUAACUGUUAGCAUGGCACAAACAUGAUGAUGAUUCUGGUUGCUGGUUUUUAGAAGUGUCUCAAACUGCUGUUGAAGGCGUGCAGUGUUUUAAUUUAUUGAAUCAAAUGAAAUAUCUGUGUGGAUGUAACUCACAUAGAGCUGUCUGAACAAUGACCAAUUAAUGUUAAGCAUUGCAAGGCCUUGUCAUAUGAUGUGCAAGUGAUCUGUAAUUUAAAUGUUCCUUUGCAGGAUAUCUGCAAAUAAUAUAAUCUCUAUUACCAUUUUGUAUAUAUAAUCUGUUUUUCUUUUUAUGUACAGUCUCUUUUUAUAAUAAAGCACUCUCCUGUGCAA